Molecule: messenger RNA, 1455 nt
Organism: Pipra filicauda (Wire-tailed manakin)
Lineage: Eukaryota; Metazoa; Chordata; Aves; Passeriformes; Pipridae
Gene: CAB39L
Product: calcium binding protein 39 like
Exons: 10
Coding region: 400-1404 (334 amino acids)
Biological process (GO): intracellular signal transduction
Molecular function (GO): protein serine/threonine kinase activator activity
Source: RefSeq, a predicted model, not a curated record
GUGGCAGAAGCUCACAAGUGAUGCUGAUCUGACAUCCCAGCAACCUGCCUGCAGCACUCCUCCAACAGCAGUGUGAGCUUCCUGGGGCUCUGCAGUCUAGACCUGGACUGACUACCUGCACCCCAAGAGGCUGACGGUCGCUCUGCAAAAGAAGAGCGGGAGGCCGAGUCGUGGGAUCCCUGGUCUCUGCCACGUGUGGAUAAUCGGCGGGGGGGAAUAAAGCGGAAUUAAAUGGGAGAUCACUGAAAGCGGCUGCUGGCGGCGUGGGCUGCAGGGAGACGGCAGAGCUGUCUUCAGCACCUGGCCAUGGGGCUGCACAGGGCUGCCUAAGAGCCCCACCUUUCCACUCACAGCAGUCCUCUUCUGUCCUGAAGGAAGAAAUCCAGGUGAAGAAAGACCAUGCCUUUGUUUAGUAAAUCACACAAAAAUCCUGCUGAGAUUGUGAAAGUUCUGAAAGAAAACAUGGCCAUAUUGGAAAAACAAGAAAAAAGGACAGACAAGGCAUCAGAGGAAGUGUCAAAAUCUCUGCAAGCAAUGAAGGAAAUUCUGUGUGGGACCACAGACAAAGAGCCACCUACAGAAAUCGUGGCCCAGCUGGCGCAAGAGCUAUACAACAGUGGCCUUCUAGUGACGCUUAUUGCCAACCUGCAGCUGAUAGAUUUUGAGGGCAAAAAGGAUGUUUCCCAGAUAUUUAACAACAUCUUGAGAAGACAAAUUGGCACAUGCAGCCCUACAGUGGAUUACAUUAGUGCCCAUCCACAUAUCCUAUUCAUGCUUCUAAAAGGGUAUGAAUCCCCAAAUAUUGCCUUACGUUGUGGAAUUAUGCUGAGAGAGUGUAUCCGACAUGAACCCUUGGCCAAAAUCAUACUCUUUUCAGAACAGUUCCGAGACUUUUUUAAAUAUGUGGAAAUGUCAACAUUUGAUAUUGCUUCUGAUGCCUUUGCUACAUUCAAGGACCUCUUAACACGACACAAAUCGUUGGUGGCAGAAUUUCUGGAGCAAAAUUACGAUCCAAUCUUUGAGGAUUAUGAAAAACUCCUCAACUCUGAGAAUUACGUGACAAAGAGACAAUCUUUGAAGCUGCUGGGUGAACUGAUUCUGGACCGACACAACUUUGCCAUCAUGACAAAGUACAUUAGCAAACCAGAAAAUCUGAAGCUGAUGAUGAACUUGCUGCGAGAUAAAAGCCCCAACAUUCAGUUUGAAGCAUUCCAUGUGUUCAAGGUUUUUGUGGCCAGUCCAAACAAAACACAGCCUAUUGUGGAGAUCCUGUUGAAAAACCAACCCAAGCUAAUUGAGUUUCUGAGCAAUUUCCAGAAAGAGAGGACUGACGACGAACAAUUCACUGAUGAGAAGAACUACCUGAUUAAGCAAAUCCGAGACUUGAAAAAGCCGACGGCAUGAAGAACUCCUCUUGUUUUCCACUGUAGACAUUAAACUGAGUUGUUAACUUCC